This is a messenger RNA of Labrus mixtus (cuckoo wrasse), 4355 nucleotides long. RefSeq names its product phosphatidylinositol-4,5-bisphosphate 4-phosphatase 1a (gene pip4p1a). The transcript has 7 exons. Gene Ontology annotation, molecular function: phosphatidylinositol-4,5-bisphosphate 4-phosphatase activity. The record is from RefSeq and is a predicted model, not a curated record. NCBI's taxonomy places the organism in Eukaryota, Metazoa, Chordata, Actinopteri, Labriformes, Labridae. Gene Ontology annotation, cellular component: plasma membrane; late endosome membrane; phagocytic vesicle membrane. Bases 135 to 947 code for a protein of 270 amino acids. Gene Ontology annotation, biological process: phosphatidylinositol dephosphorylation.
CAGCAGCAGCAGCGUCGGUGGUGGUGUGAUCAUGUGACUCCUGCCUUUACGACACAACAAUACAACACACACACCGUAUCGGUCUGCAUUCACUCUCUCUCCCCCACUCUCCCCCUCCACGCCUCGCUCUCGGUAUGGCGGACGGCGAGAGGUCCCCCUUACUAGCAGACCUGGGAGAAGGUGCUCUCGGCAUCGGCUCCGGCGGGUUGUCUCCGGGUGCGGCGCCUUACGGUGUGCCCAGCAAACCACAGAGCUUCCCUCCAUUCCCAAGCCCCACCCAGCCCUCAGUGCUGCUAGGGGAGGACCCUCCACCCUACUCCCCUCUCACUUCCCCAGAGAGUGGCAGCGCCCCUGUUAUCAGCUGCAGAGUGUGCCAGAGCUUGAUUUCUGUGGAGGGCAAGAUCCACCAGCACGUGGUGAAGUGUGGGGUUUGCAAUGAAGCUACGCCCAUUAAGAACGCCCCAGCAGGGAAGAAGUACGUUCGCUGCCCCUGCAACUGUCUCCUCAUCUGCAAAGUCACUUCCCAGAGGAUCGCCUGUCCCCGGCCAUAUUGUAAGCGGAUAAUUAAUCUUGGCCCCGUUCAUCCUGGACCUGCCAGUCCUGACCCCCAGCCAGCUGGAGCCCGCGUCUCCUGUGGACACUGCAGCAACACCUUCCUGUGGACAGAGUUCACAGACCGGACGCUGGCCAGGUGCCCACACUGCAGGAAAGUCUCGUCUAUUGGUCAGAGGUAUCCCCGGAGGCGGAGCUUGUGGUGUUUUCUACUCUGCUUGCUAUUCGUCAUCUCAACUGCGGGGCUGAUAGCUGGAACGUGGGUGCAGGCGCAGACCUACCAGGGGAUCUACGCCUCUUGGGCCGUGCUGCUGCUCCUGGUUGUCAUCACCAUGGCGCGGGCCUUCUACUGGGCCUGCAUGAGGGUCAGCCAACCCCUCCAGAACUUCACAUAGAGCCCCCAAUCAAACCCCUUCAGCACCAUGUUCCUUAUCCGCCAGGCAGGAGGAAAAGAUGGCUUUAAGGAGAAAAAAACAAAAAAACAAAAAAAAAAACAGAAUAUUUAUUUAAAUCCAACUCCAGAAAGAAAAAAGUUCUCCUCUUCCUGUCCCCUCCCUUUUAGUCAAACGUGUUUCAAAAACUGGAUGGCGAUGGCUGCGACUGCUAUAUAUCUAUCGGUAAUUAUGAUGAUGCGUAAAGCCUAAUGUACUGUUUAUCUGUUCUAAUCUCGUGGCCAGUGUGGGGUUCAUUUUAACAUUAUAACAAAUUCUCUGCCUCGAUUUCCCCCUUGCGCUCUUUAUAAAUCUUUGAUUUAGUCUGUGGCACAUCUGUUGCACUCGCAACUUCUGAGACGACGGCUGAAAGUCUUAGACGUGAAUACCGCCCCUUGUUUUUUUAAUUUUUUUUAUUAACUACACUCUUUCUUCAGCCCUAAUCCACAUUAAGGUCUAAGCAUUUGGAGCAUUUAACAUUUUUCAAAACCCAGAAACAAAUACAUUUUUUUUUUGACAGCGGCGAUGAAGUCAGAUGAAGUUUUCAAAACAAAACAAUGACGCCAGUAGAACAUUAGUUCGGCUGGAGGGACAUCUGCCUCCUUUUGUGAAUCAGAAGAUCAAGUAUGUGUUGAAAUGUGUCUGGAAAUUGAAUUCAGCACGACGUGAAAGGUAGGCUAUGAUGUCUCUGAACUCCAUGUUUAUGCUGAAUUAUCCCCUGGGACUGACUUUGAUCCAAAGCAGCUUGAAAGCCUUAAAAGGAGGUGUGAUAGAAGGAUUCAACACACACACACACACACACACACACACAUGUACACAGCCAAUCAUAUACACACACACAGAUAUGAAUGCAUAGCGGCACACAACAAAAGGAGGAUGCUCUUUUGGAGUUGCAACAGCUCAGAAACCAGUUUGUCAAAGGCACUCCAGCCUCUCUCUUCAAAGACAAACUCGCAGACAGAUUUCCUCCAUUCGGUUUGUCCUUAUUUCUGACAUGCAAGCCCCCUCUCUGCAUGAACGCUGGAUAUUGUGUACCGGUCGCAUCAGAGUAUAACCACAUCUAAAGAUUUAGCUUCACUUUGAUCCGAACUGUGGCCAACACGUUUACUUUCUGAAGAAGUUUUUAUGUCAUUCAACCUAUUUCCCCAUUUCAGCUUUCGAACUUAAAUCUCUUAUUUUCAUAUCGUACAGCCACUGCAAAUUCGGCGUAAUCCAACUCCAAUACAAUUUGUCAUGCAUCAACAUGGUUUUACCUGGGUUGAUCUUGUUCUGCUCAGCUUUAAGAAACACUCAAAUAUGAACCAAAACACACCAGGGCUCACAUUGAUAUCUACUUCCUCGUAGCCUGUGAGUAUGGGGGGUGUGUGUGUUGUUGGAGUUGCUGUUUGUGUCGUUGCUUGUAAAUUUUGAUCCUACAAACCUUGAACAGGUUUUUCUUUGGAGAGGACCCGGCUUAAAUCUUGAGGCCUAUUUGGCCAACUGCUGCUGAUUCUUAAAAAGCAACGAUAGCUCUGUUAGCGACCCUGAAACUUUGGGAUGUGCUUGUUGAGAGUGUAAAAUCGCUGAAUAGUUCAACUCUCGUGAUCUGUCUCUUGAUCUGCAUUUGGGACAAUUCAUGGUGGAAAUUUUUUUUUUGUCAUUGAAGACGGAGGCUGGAGCUCUCUUACUGAUUGAUUUCCAGGCAGAGCAUUCACCUUUAAGGCCAGUGGUAUAUGUGUGAAAGAGGAGUUGUCUGCUUACUACACAAAGCCUAAUGCCAGUCAGAAUAGGUCAGUGAACUGCACACACACACAAACACUACACUUGACAUUCUCACUCAGUGCAAGUCCCACAAUGACUCUGUGGUUCUGAAUGUGGUUACAUUUCUUUUAUGAAUUACGUGUUUGUUUGUUUGUUUUUUGUUUUUGAUUGUAAAUAUAUUUGUUGUUCAUGUACAAUGGAAGUGACUAAGCGGAUUAUGUUGCACUCAGUUCUUAACACUACUGCUGUGAUCGCUGCGGACCUUUUUAUUCGUUGUUUUUAAGAAGGUUAUUUUUGCAAAUCUUCACCUGUUACAUAUUUAAUGAUUUGUUGAACUACUAACCUAAUAAGCCUCGGGACACGCAGUGGUGUCCAAAUCUUAACCACAAUCACAGACACACCAACAUACUCACAACGACGACAAUAAACACAUUCCCGAACGAGGACAUUUCUCUGUCACACACACACACACACACACAAACACACACACACACACCCAGCACCUUAUACAGUAGUGAGAAACACUGCAUACACCAAGUGAGACGAGAUGAAGUUGCUUUGCUAGACUGAGCUGAGGUCGCAGACAGUUAGUAUGGAAGUGUCAUGUUAUUUAUUAUACAUGCUGCAAAAAAGGCCACUACAACAAAUAAGUCAUUUAUGAAGUCCUCAAAUCUUAUUUAUUGUUACAAAUUCAAGUCUGUCGAGAAGUGAGAAUAUUUCCCUCACCUCAAGACUCGACAGGGCAAUACGAUUUUCAAACACUGAAAUCAACACGAUGAUCCGCUAGGUUGAAGUUAUAGCUAAUAAAUUCAAUUCUGAGACUUUGAAGGAAACGAGUGUGAAAGGAAAGAUUGUAGGACAUGACUUAUUUAGAAGUGUAUUCAGAACGAACACAAAGCCAAGUUUUCCUUGCACGGCGCAAUUCAAGACGAGUAAAGGUAAAUACUUGAAUUUUCACCAGCCAACGCAGCGACUUCUUCAUGCAAUUUCAAAGAUUUUGCAAACAUUAGCGAUGACAUUCUGCUGUUGGGGUCACCAGGAUUCAGAAAUUGAGAUCAAACCUGUCGCUGUAUGCUAUCCAGAUGAAUCACUCAUUGGCUGUAAGGGCAAAUUAUUGUGUAAUGCAACUUGAAUACGGGCCAUGUUGACUUGGAAAAAAAAAAAGCAAUGCAAGAUUGACUUUGUGUUUUGUCUCAAUACACCUUUAGUAUCCCUUUUUUGCAGUAGAGUGAUCAUGUUUUAUCCAUGACUGCAAAUGAAAUGAAUCAUGUUAAUGCCAAUAAUCAAGAACCUGGCUGAUGCUCUUUUCAGAGUUUGUUUACACGCAAAUAAAGACAUGAUGAUGAUGUACAAAACAGCUAAUGUGAGUUCUUUUUAUUAACCGACGCAGGACGGGGCUGUAGGAAGGAAAAAAACCUCAAAUAUUAAUGUUACAAAACCUGUAAUUUAAUGAUGCAACAUGUCGAGGCAAACCUGCCUGGGGAAGAUCUUGAAGGUCUAAGUGAGCUUGAAAUAUUGAGUGUCUGUAUCCCUUCUUUCCUUUAUCUGUAUGCUGCUUACCUUCUGCACCUGUGCCAUCUUGGCUCUAUACAACACUUACUCCAAACCUUCCUAACGUAAGCUAUCUCAACC